AUGUCGAAGGGAGGCUCGAGAACGCUAAGCACCACCCGAGCCAUCUCCUCAAAAAACGACGACGACGACAACAACAAUUUUCUCUCCAAGCUGAGCAGGGAAAGGCACAACCCUUUGAAGCAGGGGGACGCGUCCUUCCGUGUACCGUACUACGGUGGGGCCCACUGCGCCGUACCUUUCCUCUGGGAGUCUGAGCCGGGCACCCCCAAGCACCGGCACGGCCACGGCCCCAUUACGCCUCCACUCACCCCUCCACCGUAUUACUUCAGUGGGCCCCACGCGCAGAGUAGUAAAACGAAGACGAGAAGCUCGUCGUCUAACGUGAUCAACUCGAUAUUUCCCAAAAUGCCCUCCUCCAAGAAAUUCAACAAAUUGCACAACUCCAACUCCAACUCAUCCCCUUUGUUUUCGCCCCACUCGUCUUCGUCGUCCUCGUCGUCCUCGUACUCGGUGCCCUCGACACCCGUGCACGCGCGGAGCAAUAUUAUCGCUCGUGACAACGAUGACGACGAGGAUGCUGAUGAUCAUGACGUGGCGAGGGCCCGUUCCCCUACGUCGACAUUGUGCUUCGGGCCGAAGAAGAUCAAGGGCUGUUACUAUCCGAUCAAGAGCGUGAAGAAGGUUGUGAUGUCUAUGGUUGGGCAGGGGAAUUAA
Molecule: messenger RNA, 654 nt
Organism: Striga hermonthica
Lineage: Eukaryota; Viridiplantae; Streptophyta; Magnoliopsida; Lamiales; Orobanchaceae
Source: the annotation of a GenBank genome assembly